AUGGCUUCUCGACGGGUGCUGAGGCUGCGCACCUCGCUUCUUGCAGCUGCCGCAGGGGGAGCUUCUGUUCUCUACCCGAUGAGAAGCGCGUAUGCUGAAGCACCACCAAAAGAAGCAAUCCCGGAUCGAAAACCUAUCUACUCGGACCAUGCAUCCCUCCUCCCAAAGCCGAAGCCCUCAGAUACUUCACCAGUCUCCGAACCCUCCUCCACAGCCCCGACACCAACCGAUCGCCUGACAGGCCAGGUCAGGAGGGCGCGAAUAUUCUUAUACGACCAGUCCUUUGCUGCCGAAGACAGCAUCAACAAGUUCAUGUCCUACAUCCUCAACAAGGAAACAUCCUUCACCAAUACGAUUGCUUCACUCGCACCUGCUCCCGAGACAGGCGAACAACUCCUGCCUGGAGCAAUAUAUGUCCUCGUAGCGACGAUGACUGGCAGCAUCAUUGCGCGAAAUCGCGGCCUCUUCCUACGCACGACAUUUCCCCUGGCAGUGGGUAUUACUGCUGGUUGGAUACUCAUUCCGUUCACAAUGCGCAAUAUUGCCGACCUGAGCUGGGAGUAUGAGAAGAAAGUUCCCCUAAUCAGCAAUACGCAUGCAGAGAUCAGAGGCUUCACCAAAGAAGCUUGGAGACAGACAAGAGUUCACGCAAGAUUAGUGGGUGAUUGGGCGGAUGAAAAAGCUGCCGCUGGUAGAGAGAAGAUGGAGUCGUGGGUUAGAGACGGAAAAUGA
This is a messenger RNA of Endocarpon pusillum Z07020, 732 nucleotides long. RefSeq lists its product as uncharacterized. The record is from RefSeq and is a predicted model, not a curated record. The coding region runs from base 1 to 732 and encodes 243 amino acids. The transcript has 3 exons. Gene Ontology annotation, cellular component: MICOS complex; mitochondrial crista junction. Lineage: Eukaryota; Fungi; Ascomycota; Eurotiomycetes; Verrucariales; Verrucariaceae. Gene Ontology annotation, biological process: cristae formation.